AUGCGAAUACAAUCAAGUGGAGCCUUGCUACUCUCGGCACUAUUGCCACUCGCAUCCGGCUACAUUUUCGACUGCGCCGACGUUAAGACGAAGGAGCAUACAUACGAUCUCAGUGGACUGCGCGGGACUCACGAGAUUGUGCACUCAUCCGGAAACGAGACAGCAGGUCAAGUGACCAAUACGACCUACGUGCUUAACAUCUGCAAUAACCUCAAGGGCGCGGCGAAUCGUCCGGAGGGUAAAUGCGGGACGACCAAGAACAUCUGCGGAUUCAUCAAAACAUCCACUGAAGAUGGCGGCGGUUCCCACUGGGCCUACUCCCUCGCUGGUCUCGAGCACCUAGGCGAAGGCGGAAAGGAUCCGGAAGUCACGCAACUAAAGGAAAUCGACGAGGCGCAGGAAGGCGUGCGCAUCAAGAUGUCCGGUGGUGAAUACAAGGAGGAGGCAGACGCAAAGAAGAAGCCUGCGGCAGCUGUGAUUGAUUUCCAGUGCGACCCCGACCGAUCCGGAUUAGAGGGAUUGGCGAAUACGGAAGAUGUGGAGAAACGACGACGGGACGAGGUGUCAAAGGACCCAAGUCUACAGUUCAAGAGCUUCGGACCGAAUGACGAUAACGUUUAUAUACUGAAACUGAACUGGCGGACAAGAUAUGCAUGUGACAAUUACGACGGCGGGAACUCUGGCUCUGGAGAUAGUUCGAAGCACUGGGGUUUCUUUACCUGGUUGAUUAUCAUUCUCUUCCUUGCCGUCGCAGCCUACCUCAUCUUCGGCUCAUGGCUCAACUACAACCGCCACGGCGCUCGUGGUUGGGAUCUUCUUCCCCACGGCGAUAAUCUGCGUGAUAUCCCGUAUAUUUUCCAGGACUGGGUUCGCCGCGUGCUGGGCACGCUACAAGGGGGCGGAACGAGGGGCGGAUACAGCGCUGUGUGA
Messenger RNA from Penicillium odoratum, 930 nucleotides. Its product is annotated as autophagy-related protein 27. NCBI's taxonomy places the organism in Eukaryota, Fungi, Ascomycota, Eurotiomycetes, Eurotiales, Aspergillaceae. The record is from RefSeq and is a predicted model, not a curated record. The coding region runs from base 1 to 930 and encodes 309 amino acids. The transcript has 3 exons.